This is a messenger RNA of Cicer arietinum (chickpea), 1346 nucleotides long. RefSeq lists its product as uncharacterized. The record is from RefSeq and is a predicted model, not a curated record. Gene Ontology annotation, molecular function: protein binding. Lineage: Eukaryota; Viridiplantae; Streptophyta; Magnoliopsida; Fabales; Fabaceae.
AGCCAAGUAGUGCUUCAUUGACCUGUGUGAGCAAUGAGUAUGCUUCAAAAUUUCUCAGUUAUUUAGGGUUUCAAAGAGGGAAGAACAAAACCAGAUUGAUUCAUUACCAUAACCAAAAUCAUUACAAUGCUUCUACGAAGCUCAUCAACGCCGGUUAUGAAUCCAUGGCUUCCGCACUCAAUCUUAAAGGAUUCAUCUCCUGAACCGGAAAUUCUUCACCGGAUCCCGAAAUCCCGAUCCGUUACUCUCUAUGCGUCUUCGUCGAGUUCGAUAUCUCCGAUUUCCAGUUCAGUUAACAAAAUGACUAGAGCACUUUCGGAAACCGAUCUAUCCGCGCCGCUCAAUCGGAAACCUUUCCCUCGCCGCCAACUCGACGAGGACGAGGAAGAAAGCAGAAUCAGCAGUUUCGGUUCUCGUUCCAGAACGGCGUCGUUUGGUUCCGCUUUGUGUUCAUUCUCUGAAUUGGACGAAGAAAAGAGUGAAGUCGGUUCCAGAGACGGUGGUUUAGCGCGUGUUUUGGUUGAAGGUGGAGGUGGUGGUGGAUACGACAAAAACGACGGAGGAAUUUAUCGAUUCGGUGAUUCAAAUCAUGGAAAUGAUAGCACCGACGUCUAUUACCGUACAAUGAUCGAAGCCAAUCCUGAGAAUCCGCUUUUUCUUAGUAACUACGCAAAGUACUUGAAAGAAGUUCGUAGGGACUAUGUGAAAGCUGAAGAGUAUUGUGGAAGAGCGAUAUUGGCAAAUCCAAAUGAUGGUAACGUUCUUUCACUUUACGCAGAUUUGAUAUGGGAGUGUCAUAAGGAUUCAUCUCGAGCUGAGAAUUAUUUUGAUCAAGCAGUUAAAGCAGCACCUGAUGAUUGUUAUGUUCUAGCAUCCUACGCACGUUUUCUUUGGGAUGCUGAGGAAGAAGAAGAUGAAAAUGAAGUUGAAGAAGAUUCAUCUGAAAAAUCUUUUGGUUUCUUCAAUGGAGUUGCUCCAUCACCUCUUCCGCCAUUAGCUGCUGCUGCUUCUUAAAUUGUGUCCUUUGGUGGUUUUUGGCUUUUCAGUCUUACGAGUUUCUAACCUUGUUUAUAUUAAUUAACUAAUAUUACCUUAAUUAACCUUUCGUCAUAAUAAUUUUGGUCAGUGAAAAUAGCUGUAAUAUACAAUAAAAGAUGGGGGCUUUCACUUUUUUUUUUCUUCUUUCUUCUGAAUUGUUAAACUCAAAUAUCUAUUUCUAGCAUGCUGGUGUGUGUAGCUGUAUUAUUGUGUUUGGAAUAAGGAUGUUCGUAGUUUUUGGAGUUAUGUAUUCCCACUUGUAGGCAUUAGAUGGCAGAUUUUGAUUUUUUUUAAGGCAGCUGGCAUAA